This is a messenger RNA of Ustilaginoidea virens, 984 nucleotides long. RefSeq lists its product as uncharacterized. Gene Ontology annotation, molecular function: protein serine/threonine phosphatase activity. The transcript has 7 exons. Lineage: Eukaryota; Fungi; Ascomycota; Sordariomycetes; Hypocreales; Clavicipitaceae. Gene Ontology annotation, biological process: mitotic cell cycle; peptidyl-serine dephosphorylation. Bases 1 to 984 code for a protein of 327 amino acids. The record is from RefSeq and is a predicted model, not a curated record. Gene Ontology annotation, cellular component: cytosol.
AUGGAUACCAACAUGGAGGACGUUGGCAGGGCUCCUGCCGACGUGUCGCCCGUUCUCAACGAGCCUGCCACCAUCCCCACGCUUGACGGCUGGAUCGAGAGUUUGAUGAACUGCAAGCAACUGGCCGAGGCUGAUGUCCAACGACUCUGCGAUAAGGCACGCGAGGUCUUGCAGGAAGAAUCGAACGUUCAGCCCGUGAAAUGCCCCGUCACCGUGUGUGGCGACAUUCAUGGCCAGUUCCAUGAUUUGAUGGAGCUGUUCAAGAUUGGUGGCCCCAACCCAGACACAAACUACCUCUUCAUGGGUGACUACGUCGACAGAGGCUACUACUCCGUCGAGACCGUCACCCUGCUCGUUGCCCUCAAGAUUCGAUACCCCCAACGCAUCACCAUCCUGCGAGGAAAUCACGAGUCUCGGCAAAUCACCCAAGUCUACGGUUUCUACGACGAGUGCUUGCGCAAGUACGGCAAUGCCAACGUCUGGAAGUACUUUACAGAUGUGUUCGACUACCUCCCCCUCACCGCCCUCAUCGACAACCAGAUCUUCUGCCUCCACGGUGGUCUGUCGCCCAGCAUCGACACGUUGGAUAACAUCAGAGCUCUGGACCGAAUCCAGGAGGUCCCUCACGAAGGCCCUAUGUGCGAUCUUCUGUGGUCAGACCCGGACGACCGGUGCGGCUGGGGAAUCUCGCCUCGUGGCGCUGGGUAUACUUUUGGUCAAGAUAUCUCGGAAGCCUUCAAUCACAACAACGGGUUGACGCUGAUUGCCCGGGCUCACCAGCUCGUCAUGGAGGGCUACAACUGGUCGCAAGAUCGGAAUGUGGUGACCAUUUUCUCGGCACCCAACUACUGCUAUCGCUGUGGUAAUCAAGCAGCUAUUAUGGAGAUUGAUGAACAUCUGAAAUACACCUUCCUACAAUUCGACCCUUGUCCAAGAGCCGGAGAACCCAUGGUUUCAAGACGUACACCCGACUAUUUCCUCUAA